Molecule: messenger RNA, 1104 nt
Organism: Lampris incognitus (smalleye Pacific opah)
Lineage: Eukaryota; Metazoa; Chordata; Actinopteri; Lampriformes; Lampridae
Gene: plcxd1.2
Product: PI-PLC X domain-containing protein 1
Exons: 6
Coding region: 151-1098 (315 amino acids)
Biological process (GO): lipid metabolic process
Molecular function (GO): phosphoric diester hydrolase activity
Source: RefSeq, a predicted model, not a curated record
GCGACUAAAAGGAUCUGGAGAAACAAAAACAAAAAAAGGAAGAGAGAGAGAGAGACGGAAUAGGCUCGAUCAUAUGAUGACUACCUUGAAACCAUCAUGUAGGUGUAGCAUGUGGCAGCUAGUUAAAGAGCCGUGAACAAAGGGUCCGUAAUGGAUAAUGUCCAGAAUUAUGAAGACUGGAUGUCCUGUUUACCGGAGGAGCUGUGGGAUAUUCCCAUAACAAAUCUCUCUAUACCUGGGAGCCACGACGCUAUGAGCUACUGUCUAGAUAUCAACUCCCCGCUGGUCAGGUCCGAGUCGGACACUUUCCGCCUGUUGGAUGGACUUUUCUGCUGCUUCACAAGACCUGCAAUUUUCAGAUGGGCCACUACUCAGGAUAAAAGCAUCGAGGAGCAACUAUCCAUGGGGAUUCGAUUCUUUGAUCUUCGGAUUGCACGCAAACCCUUGGACACAACAAGCUACCUGUAUUUCACACAUGUCAUAUACACACAUGUAACGGUUUUGGAAACACUGGUGUCUGUUGCCAACUGGCUGGAAUCUCACCCAAAGGAGAUUGUUAUCCUUGCUUGUAGCCAUUUUGAAGGCCUGAAUGACGAGCUCCAUGAAUCAUUCAUUCUGUCGUUGAAGAAACUGUUUGGGUUGAAACUCUGCCCCUGCAAGGGAUCAGUCCUGACCUUGCAAAGUCUGUGGGCGUCUGGUCACCAAGUCUUGCUGUCUUAUGAUGACCAAGCUGCAGUCAGACAUCAGGAGCUAUGGCCAGCCAUUCCUUACUGGUGGGCCAAUCAACAUACAGCACAGGGAGUUAUCAGUUAUCUAGACUGGCAGAAAGAGUUGGGCCGCCCUGAGGGUUUCUUUGUCUCUGGUCUAAAUCUAACCGCUGAUAGGUAUUACAUUACACUGCACCCGAAGCAAUCCUUGAGCACUCUGACCCUCAAAAAUUGGGAAUAUUUGAGAAAAUGGCUGGAGGAACAGAUGCCCGGGGCAAACUCCAACUGCCUCAACAUCAUCGCAGGAGACUUUGUGGGGCCAAUCCCAUUCUGUUCCCUUGUCAUUGCACUGAACCAAAAACUUAUCCCAAAGACCACUAACGUAAUAUGAAAGCAU